AUGGUUUCGAUUCUCGACUUGCCGCUGGAGAUCCUCGGGAUCAUAGCGAGCACUUUGCAUGCGGGAGAUAUUGCUGCACUUGCUCGAACGAACACAAUGCUCUAUCCUAAGAUUCAAUAUUACCUACUUCGACACAAUGUCAAGUAUCAAAAGAGCUCCGCUCUGCACUGGGCCGCCAAAACCAACAAUGGUGCCCUAGUGAAGGAUUUGCUUGCGCAUCGAGCUGACGUGAAUGCGCUAAUCGAUCAAUGCUCUCCUCUGAUUAUCGCCUCAAAGCAUGAUGCGCUUUCGGUUGUCGAGCUCUUGAUGUUUCAACAGCAGCUCAGGGCAAAUAAGAGAGAUGGGAAUGGUAAAAGUGCGCUUUGGUACAGCGUAGUGAAUGAUUCAGUUGAUUUGGUCAGUCGACUCCUCGAGGAUCCGCGUGUCAAAAUCGACCACGCCAAUCGAGAUGGCCAAACAGUGCUCUGGCUAGCCGUCUUCCAAGGAAAUCGGCGAUUGGUAGAUCUGCUGCUCUCUAAAGGCGCUAGCCUAGAUCUGAAGGACCGAGACGGGAUUUCGCCAUGGAUGCAGUCGUGCAUUAGGGACCGAAACGGCAUCAAGGAUCGGAUUCUCGAUCAGUACCAGGUGAAAGCCGCUGGAACACUUUCGUCGAACCGAGUCCUCGCGAGAAAGGCAAAAACGGUCGUCACGGCUGUGAAAGAUGGAGACGUUGCCGAAUUGCGACAACUACACCUCCGGGAAGGGCUCGACGCAACUCUUCUCAACUGCAAAGAUCAUUACGGAAGAACGGCUCUAUGGAUUUCAACCUAUUCUUCCCUUGAAAAGAUCACCGAGAGGCUUCUGGAAGAGCACGAUGUGAACUUGAAUACGCUCGGAAAGAACAGCGACUACGAAGCUCCUUCUACACCACUUUCUCAUCUCAUGAUACGUUUCUACCCGACGAUGCUUCGACGAUUUCUCGCAAUGCCGUCUCUCGACGUCAAUCUAGGUGUCGGAUCUCUAUCUCCCCUCUACCUCGCCGUGAAGCAGGGUAACAUUCCCGCUGUGAGGCUGCUCAUCGCCCAUAAAGACAUACAGAUCAAUGCAACCCUCCCACAUGCUGACUCGCCUCUCCACUUAGCGACCCUGAAGGGGAAUAUCGACGUGGUGAAACUGCUUGUUGCUCAAGGUGAUCGGCUGCAUGUGAACCAGCUGACUCACCUGGAUGAGGAAACGGCGCUGUCUAUUGCGGCCCGACAGGGAAAUCUAGAUAUCCUCAACGUCUUGCUUUCACAUCGCCGCAUCGAUAUGGACAUCAUCGAUCGUUGGGGCCGCACAGCACUUCGAUCGGCCUUCCGCCAAGAACAAGUUGGCGUGGUAGAGAGGCUGCUCGGAGGACCAAUAACACCUCGCCAAUUAGUAAUAUCACUCGAGAUUGCAAACUUGCACCAGAAUAAUCGACUGCAGGCUCUUUUGGAAGAGAAAAUACAUAAAAAGCGACAGCUAUGUUCUUAG
Messenger RNA from Penicillium odoratum, 1494 nucleotides. Its product is annotated as ankyrin repeat domain-containing protein. The coding region runs from base 1 to 1494 and encodes 497 amino acids. Lineage: Eukaryota; Fungi; Ascomycota; Eurotiomycetes; Eurotiales; Aspergillaceae. Gene Ontology annotation, molecular function: protein binding. The record is from RefSeq and is a predicted model, not a curated record. The transcript has 3 exons.